AUGUCAAAUAUUGUUUUAGGAAUCUUAAUGACCUUCGGACCAGUCCUGGGUUAUAUAGAUCAGAUAAUAAAAUUUAGAACAACAAAGUCUAGUUUUGGCUUUUCUUUAGACACUCCUGGAAUAUUAUUGAUUAGCAGGAUCGGCAAAAGAUUCGACAUUGUACUUCUAUAUCAAAGUAUAGUAAUGAUUGUAGUUCAAAUAUGGCUACUUUACGAAUGUAUUAGAUAUCGCACCCCAACUUUGUCAAUUCAUAAUCGUAAACGCUGGUUUUGGAAUUGGAGAUCUUUUAGGCCUUAUAUGACUUGUUUGAUAGUUUUGCUUGGACAUUUAAUAUUUUUUUCUAAUUUGUUUGGUGACCGUAUUUGGUUUGUAGAGCUUUUGGGAUAUUUGGCACUUGGAGUCGAAUGCACGCUUCCUAUGCCACAAGCAGUACAAAAUUAUAAAAAUCAAUCCGUCUCGGGAUUUAGACUAACAUCCGCACAAAAAUCUAAAGUUACAUUGUCCCUUUUUACAACAGUGGCUUUAUUUGCUAUAUUUACUGUUGCUGCACCACCUUUUUUACCAUGCCCUGCCCUUGAUGACGCACAACGUAGGGCAUUAUUGGAACAACGUCUUAAAGAAGAAUCCGGUAAAAGAAAAGUGGUGGUGAUAUCGAGAAAUAAAGAUGGAAAUUACCGGAAAAUAGGAUGA
Molecule: messenger RNA, 690 nt
Organism: Dentiscutata heterogama
Lineage: Eukaryota; Fungi; Glomeromycota; Glomeromycetes; Diversisporales; Gigasporaceae
Source: the annotation of a GenBank genome assembly